Molecule: messenger RNA, 1006 nt
Organism: Drosophila navojoa
Lineage: Eukaryota; Metazoa; Arthropoda; Insecta; Diptera; Drosophilidae
Gene: Mnr
Product: Membrane-bound Notch regulator
Source: RefSeq, a predicted model, not a curated record
UCCACAGUGAGCAGCGGCAACACGCACAACUCGUACGCGCCGAACGGACCCAGCGCCCCGCUGCCGGAGGCAGAUGGCAGCCAGGGUGGCGCCGGUGGCACAGCUGGUGGAUACGGUGGCGGCGGUGCAGGUGGAUAUGGUAAUGGCUUCUCGGCUGGCGGCCAUGGUCUCUAUCCCACGCUCCCCAACAACAACAAUGGUGGCGGUGCUGCUGACUACAAUCCGUAUGGCGGGUACAAUCCACAAGGCGGCUACAAUCCACAGGGUGGCUACAACCCACAGGGCGGCUACCACCCGCAGGGCGGCUACCAGCCCGCUCCUGGCGGUGGCUAUCAGCCGGUGCCCGGCUACACUCCGCCCGCGCCUGGCUAUGACAAUGGUGGCGGUGGCGCCGCCCAGAAGCCCAAGGACAAGCAGGGCGGCGGCUUCUUCUCCAGCUUCUUCUCCAAUCCGGCGGUGAGUCAAGCGGUUUCCGGUAUCAUUGCAGGGCAAAUAGCCAAGCAGCUGCAGGGCGGCGGGGCCAACGGCGGCGCCAGCGCAGGUGGGGCCAACGGCUACCAGCCCAGCGGUGGCUACUCAAGCGGCGGAGGUGGCGGCUCAUCCGGCGGCUCGUCCGGUGGCAGUAAUCUACUUGGCGGCCUCCUUGGCUCUGUGCUCUCUGGCGGCGGUGCCAACGGCAAUGCCGGCGGCGGUGGCGUCGGUGCCAGCAGUUUCCUCGGCAGCCUCCUCAGCGGCGGUGGCACAGGAGGCGCCACCCAUGGCGGCGGCGGCAGCGGCCUCAGCGAGAUUUUCAACUCCAAGAACUUUGGGGGCCUCUUCAGCGAAAACCCAUCCUCGCGCAGUGGCUCCGGCGGCGCUAGCAGCAACGGCGCCAAGGACUACCCCACUCAGCCGCCCAACAGCUACUACGGCUAAGGAUCUACGGACGACGGAGCAUGUGGACCCCAGCUAAUAUAUAUAUCCACGGCUGGCUUGGCCCUACCUUCUAAUAGUUUUCACCACUUUA